Molecule: messenger RNA, 504 nt
Organism: Meloidogyne enterolobii
Lineage: Eukaryota; Metazoa; Nematoda; Chromadorea; Rhabditida; Meloidogynidae
Source: the annotation of a GenBank genome assembly
GGUUUCGGCAGUUUGAUUUUCUCCGUCUUAUCUCUAAAUUUCAAUUGGAUUUUGAUUUCAUUUUUUAAUUUUUAUUAUUUGUUUUUUUUAAUUUUAUCAUUGAUGAGAAUUCUUGUUGGAGUUAAACGAGUAAUUGAUUUUGCUGUGAAAGUUCGUGUGAAAAAAGAUGGAACUGGAGUUGUAAAGGAUGGGGUUAAUCACUCAAUGAAUCCUUUCUGUGAAAUCGCUUUGGAGGAAGCGGUUCAAAUAAAAGAACGAAAGGAAAAAGCUGGUAAAGGACCUGUAGAAGUUGUUGCUCUCUCAAUUGGUAUGGAAACUCUAAGAACAGCACUUGCCAAAGGUGCGGAUAAGGCAAUUCAUUUGGAAGUGGACACUGCUUUUGAGGAAAAACUUGAACCAAUUCAUGUUGCCCGUGCAAUUAGCAAAUUGGUGGAAACUGAUAAAUAUGAUAUGAUAAUUCUCGGAAAACAAGCUAUUGAUGAUGAUGCUAACCAGACUGGUUAA